Messenger RNA from Penicillium expansum, 5304 nucleotides. RefSeq names its product DNA topoisomerase 2. Gene Ontology annotation, biological process: DNA topological change; resolution of meiotic recombination intermediates; sister chromatid segregation. The transcript is spliced from 3 exons. The record is from RefSeq and is a predicted model, not a curated record. NCBI's taxonomy places the organism in Eukaryota, Fungi, Ascomycota, Eurotiomycetes, Eurotiales, Aspergillaceae. Gene Ontology annotation, molecular function: DNA binding; DNA topoisomerase type II (double strand cut, ATP-hydrolyzing) activity; ATP binding. Gene Ontology annotation, cellular component: nucleus. The coding region runs from base 1 to 5304 and encodes 1767 amino acids.
AUGGAUGACUCCAUGAUGGAAGACUCGGUCUUCGAUGAUGAUGGAGGCAGCUCUGACUUUGCUCCUGAGCCUGCACCGAAACCCAAAGCUAAGGCGGCUCCUAAGAAACCUGCUGCCGCCAAACCUGCCGCCAAAAAGACCACCCAGACCACACUCAAGGUCAAGCCUGCUGCAAAGGCGGCUGCGACUAAGAAGAAGGCCAAGGCCGACAGCGAGGACGAAGUGACCGAUAUUAAAAUGUCCGAUGAUGAUUCUCUGCUCUCCCACACCCCUCCCAAGGCCAAGAAAACGGCUGCACCUAAGAGAGCUGGCUCAAAGCCUCUUGCCGAUCUCGAAAAUGAGUCUCACGGGGGAGACGCUGCUACUGACAGCACGAGCAAGACUGGCAAUGCAUCAGACAAGUACCAGAAACUUACCCAACUUGAACACAUUAUUAAACGUCCCGAUACCUACAUUGGAUCCACUGAGCGCACCACGCAGCAGAUGUGGGUGUACAACUCCGGAACCGAGUCCAUGGAGUACCGCGAUGUAUCUUUCGUCCCUGGUCUCUACAAAAUCUUUGACGAGAUUGUGGUCAACGCCGCCGAUAACAAGCACAACGACUCGAACAUGAACGAGAUGCGGAUCACGAUUGACCGCGAGGCCGGUGAAAUUAGCGUGUGGAACAACGGACGUGGUAUCCCUAUCGAGAUUCACUCUAAGGAGAAGAUCUACGUGCCCGAACUCAUUUUCGGCCAUCUGCUCACUUCUUCCAACUACGACGAUAGCCAACAGAAGGUGACUGGAGGUCGCAACGGUUUCGGUGCCAAACUUUGUAAUGUUUUCUCGACAGAGUUCACUCUCGAAACCCAGGACUCCCGUCAGAAGAAGAAGUACAAGCAAAUCUGGACCGAGAACAUGACGAAAAUGGGCAAGGCAAAGAUCACAGAUGCCAAGGGAGAUGACUAUACCAAGGUCACUUUCAAGCCAGACUUUGCCAAAUUCGGCAUGGAUGGCAUCGACGAUGACUUUGAAGCCCUUGUCAAGCGCAGAGUCUACGAUUUGGCGGGUACCGCCAAUGUUGGUGUCAAAUUGAACGGCACACGCGUCCCUGUUCGCAAUUUCCGAAAGUAUAUGGAAAUGUACACCAAAGCCAUUCGCAAGGAGCGCGGUGAUGAUGGUCCUCCUUCAAAGGAUGAAAUUAUCACAUGCCAACCCGAUCCUCGAUGGGAGAUUGGUUUUGCUGUUUCGGACGGUUCGUUCCAACAAGUCUCAUUCGUCAACUCAAUCGCAACAACCUCGGGCGGAACGCACGUCAACUACAUCGCUGAUCAGAUCUGUACCCGCUUGGCCGAUCAGGUGAAGAAGAAGAACAAGUCUGGAGCAACUCUGAAGUCGGCACAGAUUCGGAACCACAUCUUCAUUUUUGUAAAGGCCUUGAUCGUUAACCCGGCCUUCACCUCCCAGACCAAGGAACAGUUGACCACAAAGGCCAGUCAGUUCGGUAGCAAGUGUCCCCUUGAUGAAGAUUUCUACAAGAAGGUUUUGAAGACUGAGGUUAUGUCAAAUAUCCUGCACUUCGCGGAGCAAAAAGCCGACCAGAUCUUGAAGAAGGGUGAUACUGGCCGACGCACGCGUAUGAACAAUCCAAAGUUGGUCGACGCCAACAAGGCUGGUACUAGAGAGGGCCACCACUGUACCCUCAUUUUGACCGAGGGUGAAUCAGCCAAGGGAUUGGCCAUGGCAGGCAGAGCAGUUGUUGGACCAGAUUUGUUCGGCGUUUUCCCCCUGCGCGGAAAGCUUCUUAAUGUCCGCGAUGCUUCUUUUGACCAAAUUUCAAAGAAUGUGGAAAUUCAAAGUAUCAAGAACUUCAUUGGUCUACAGCACAAGAAGGAGUACACUGAGACCAAGGGGCUGCGAUAUGGCCAUCUCAUGAUCAUGACUGAUCAGGAUCACGACGGUAGUCACAUUAAGGGUUUGCUCAUCAACUUCCUUCAAGCGCAGUUCCCCAGCUUGCUCAAGAUUCCUGAGUUCCUCAUUGAGUUCAUCACCCCCAUCAUCAAGGUUUGGAAGGGUGACCCGAAGAACCCGACCAAGCAGAAAUCGUUCUUCACCAUGCCCGAACAUGAGGAAUGGCGUGAAGCUCACAAACACGAACGCGGCUGGGACCACAAGUACUACAAGGGGUUGGGAACCAGCACCACGGAAGAUGCACAGGUCUAUUUCCGCGACCUCGAUCGUCAUCUGAAGGAGUUCCACACCAUGCAAGACGGUGAAGCCGGACUCAUCGAGCUGGCUUUCUCUAAAAAGAAAGCAGAUGAGCGUAAAGAGUGGCUUCGUCAAUACAAACCUGGCACAUAUCUGGACCAUUCCGUGGCGAAGAUCACAUACACCGACUUCAUCAACAAGGAGCUCAUCCUGUUCAGUAUGGCAGAUAACCAACGUUCGAUCCCUUCCGUUGUCGAUGGUUUGAAGCCCGGUCAGCGCAAGGUGCUUCACACCUGUUUCCGCCGUAAUCUGAAGAAGGACAUGAAGGUGGUUGAGCUGGCAGGUCAUGUAUCCGGAAUGACAGCCUACCACCACGGCGACGUCUCCCUUCAGCAGACUAUCGUUGGUCUUGCCCAGACCUUUGUUGGCUCCAACAAUAUCAACUGCCUAGAGCCUAGUGGAAACUUUGGUAGUCGACUUCAAGGUGGUAAUGAUUGUGCCAGUGCUCGUUACAUCUACACUCGCCUGUCCCCCUUUGCACGCAAAAUCUUCCAUACGGCCGAUGAGCCACUACUAACAUACAACGAAGACGAUGGCAAGAAAAUUGAGCCCGAGGUCUUUAUGCCUGUCGUCCCGAUGAUUCUGAUCAACGGCGCGGAUGGUAUCGGAACUGGUUGGAGUUCUUCUAUUCCCAACUACAAUCCCGAGGAUAUUGUGAACAAUCUCAAGCGCUUGAUGGCUGGCGAACCGACUGAGCCAAUGCAGCCUUGGUUCCGUGGGUUUACCGGUGAGGUUGUGGCCGUGGGUGGGGAUCGAUACAAAUUCAGCGGUAUCAUCAGGGAAUGUGGUGACAAGGAGGUCGAGAUCACCGAAUUGCCUAUUCGCACUUGGACACAAGAUUUCAAGGACAAGCUGGAGGAAAUCAUCAAGGCAGAGAAGGUGCCAUCCUUCAUCAAGGAUUACAGGGACUACAACACUCACACCAAGGUCCACUUCAUCAUCCAACUCGAUGAGAAACACAUGAAGGUUGCUUUGACUGAAGGCUUGGAAGAAAAAUUCAAGCUCACCAAGUCGAUUGCAACAACCAAUCUGGUGGCUUUCGAUCCCGAGGGCCGCAUUACUAAGUACGCCACUGUCGAUGACAUUCUCAAGGAGUUCUAUGUCGUCCGUCUCAAAUAUUAUGAGCGACGCAAGCAGUUCCAACUUUCCGAUCUACAGAGAGAGCUGGAGAAGCUGAGCAACCAAGCUCGCUUUGUGCAGAUGAUUAUUGAUGGCAAAUUGGUCAUCUCCAAGAAGAAAAAGCCUGUUCUAAUCACUGAGCUAAAGGAAAAGGGCUUCAAGCCAAUUGCCAAGGUGGCCGAGGCCGCCAAGAUGGGCGAAGAUGAGCCUGUAGUAGAAGAAGGAGAAGAAGAGCCAGAUGACAAUGAUGCUGCAGUGCUAUCCAGCUCCUUCGACUACCUUCUGGGUAUGCCCAUGUGGUCACUGACCCAAGAGCGCGUGGAGAAGCUCCGUCGUCAGAUCGGUGAGAAGGAAACAGAGGUCGACGUCUUGAUUAAGCUGUCCAAGGAGGACAUCUGGACUCACGAUUUGGAGGAGUUCAUCAAUGAGUGGCGCUUCCAGCUUGAAGAUGAGGACCGUCGAGCCCGCAAGGUGGCUAGCUUGGGCCGUCGCAACUCUACCAAGCUGGCCACUGGUGGUGGUCGCGCCGCGGCUUCGCGCAAGCGUAAGGCUGCUAACGGUGACGAUCCAGACGACGAAGACUUUGGGGCCCCUAAGACGAAGAAGGCCGCCGCAGCUAAGAAAAAAGAGCAGCCCAAAAACAGCUUGAUGAAUUUCCUCAGUCAACCUCCGAGCAAACCAACACCAUCGGCUGCAGCAGAUGGAACUGUUGACUCGGAUGAUGAAUUCAACAUGGACAUGGAAAUCCUUCCGAAGAAGAGCCGUGCUACCUCGAAGCCUAAGACUCUGCCUAAACAGGAAGACGACUUUAUCGAUAUCGACGACAUUCCCCAAACCUCGCGGGCAUCAGCUCAGCCGGCUGACGACACGAUGGACGUAGAUAUGGAUGAGGUUCCAAAGCCCAAACCAGCGGCCAAGGCAGCGGCCAAACCAGCCGCUAAACGAGGACCUAAGCCCAAGGCCAAGGUCGAAGAGGACUCGGAUGACGACUUCUUGGAGAUUGCCAAAUCCGAGGCUUCCAAGCCCGCAGUGCAAUCUUCUCGCGCUCGCAAGCCUGUGAAGUACUCAGCGCCUAGCGACUCUGACAGUGAUAACGGUGAUAAUCUUCUUGGAGACGUUAGCAUGAUGGUCAAGGGCAUUGGUGGUGACUCAGCCGCCGAUUCUCGACAACUCUUUUCGGAACGCCCCCGUUCGGAAAGUAGUGCUAGCGUGAAGACUACCGCAAAGUCUUCAAAGGCCAACGAUGAUUUUGAUCCGGAUGAGACGGACUACAGCAAGCUCAUUCCUCAAAACUCCCCACGUCGCUCCAUCCAGGUCAAGCCUAAGGACGUUAAGCUUGACGACAACGACGAAGACGACGAGGAGGACCAACCAGUCAAGCCAACUGCUCGGGCCAAGGCUGCUCCAAAAGCCAAGGCUGCGCCAAAGACUGCUCCCAAGGUCGUAGAUGUCGACGACGAAGAUGACGAGGAUGAUGAGCCGAUCAAGCCAAUUGCUCGGGGUAAAGCUGCACCCAAAGCCAAGGCUGCGCCGAAGGCUGCUGCUGCCGCCACGGCCACCUCGGCUCCAAAGGCCCGUGGUCGCCCCAAGAAAGAGGCAGCUCCGAAGCCCGCCCCCAAGUCCGCUCUCCCCACUUUAUCCCCGGCGGCCAAGGCCUAUGCUUCUAAGCAAGCCAAGGCAAGCAAGAAGAUCGCAGAUGAUUAUUCGGAGGAUGACAUCGAUGCCAUGGCUAAUGACAUUUUGGAUUCGCCAGCGGGCAAAGUGAAUGUGGAUAUUUCGGACGACGAUGAGCCCGCCCCAGCCCCCCGUCGCGCCGCUGCAAGCCGUCCUGCUCGUCGUGGUGCCACACAGCAGAAGAAGUCCUAUGUCAUUGAGGAUGAUAGCGAUGAAGAAGCGUCGGCCGAUGACUUUGAUGAAGACGAAGAUGAGAGCGACUAA